AUGAAAGCCUCUCUCCGCACCAUCAAACGAUUGGAGGCAAAAGCCCAAAAAUUCAGUUCUCAUGUCCUCUCUCAUAAACGUCAUCAUGCUCUCAAGGAGAUGGUCGAUGCCAGCACUGAUUCCAUCGAGAACUUUAAAGGUGGUUCUUUCAAACAAAUUCUAAAAGCAUCCUCGAUCGAAGGUGAAUCCAAUUUAAAUGCCGAAUCCAUUGAAGAUGUUUCUCUCAAUCUGUGUGAUCCCGAUAUUGAUCGAGAUGAUCAAAAGGAAAGAGAGAAUUCGUGCCAAUUAUUGAAAGAUGCGUUGUAUUAUUCAUUGUUGACCAUGUAUUUACCAAUUCAUGUGGUUCCUGAGGAGUAUAAUAAUACUAGUAAUAGUAUUACUCGUCGUUCUCUCUCAUCGUCGGGAUUAGAACAAGGACAAGGAAAACAAGGCACUGAAGGAGUGACAGUCAAAAGCUCUCCAAUGUCUCUUGCACAACUCCAAGACCAUGCAUUGAAAUUAUUUCAAAAUGACUUGUCCAAGCAAGAUGUUGAACACAUGUGGAAUCAAUUGUUUUGCAUCGAGGCAGAGAAUGGAGCGAGUGAUUUGUGUGUGGAUUUUCUAUUGCUAAGAAAAAUUUUACUUGCCAAAGAGCAACAAUUGCCAUACACUACACAAGAUUUCAAAACUCCUCAAAAUUAUGCAACAUGGAGACAAAACAAGAUGAAAGAAAUUGAUCUCAUUUUGGAUAGCGUUAAGAGUGGAAGAAAGUAUAAAUUUGUUUCCAAAUUGGAAUUUCAAAUUGAACGUGUGAGUUUGAAAAAGAAGGGCGUUCUCUCCAAAGUUCAUGAACGUGCUGACAUUAUGUAUCGAGUGAGUACACAUCAAUCUUCAGGGAUUAAAAUCAAUAAUGAAGAGAAGACCACCAACACUUUCGAAUCACCACAUGUGGAGGCAAAACUCCGUAAUGACGGUACCUUUGAUUUAAAUUUUAAAGAUACAAUUAAGGUAUCCUUCAACGAGGCAAACCAAGAGUUUUCUCUUCAAUUCAUCUAUGCCAAGUUUGCCGGUUUGAAAAAGAAAGAAAUUGGCUCUGUGAAAAUCAAGGUCCGUGAUCUCAUUUCCAAAUUGUUCCCAUUGUCCAAUUGGGGAACAUUGUACUCUCCAGUUUCCUUAGAAUUUAACAUUGAGCAUCCAGAACACCCAACAGAACCACUUGGAAAAAUAUCACUCAAGUUUACGAGAGGUCAUUUCCAAAACUUUCCUGCCUUUAAUGGAAAUUGGGAGACCUAUGUAAAGGAAAAGACGAAAAAGAUUGAAGCUAAUUUACAAAAUUACAAAUUUCCAGACAUUUAUGAGGUGAAGAGAGUCUUGUUGAGAAGAGCAUUUCUUGCUCCAAAAUUGGACAAUAGUCUUGUCACACCAGUCCAUAGGUGGAUUUUAGAGGAAGUUGAUUUACUCUUUGGAUUAUCCAAUCACAAUGCCGAAAUUAGUUUAUUGGAUGUCUUUUCCAGAAAUGUUCGUUUAUUGGUAACUUUUGCUGAUCAAUUUGGAAAGAGUUAUGACACAGCCACAAAACUCGUAGAAACCAAUUUGAAACAAAUUGAGAAAAUUAACAAAAUUAUGGAAAACACCGAAAAGAAGAUUCUCGAUAUAAUUUUGAAUUUCAAAGACAAGUUUCCAAGAGGAAAACCCGAGGGAGCUCUUCAGAAUGUGCUCACUAUUUACGACACCAUCUUGUGUCGACACAAAAAGCACUCCUAUGAAGAAUAUAUUGAAAAAUUGAAUGAAUUGGUGGAAAGAUCACUCAGACUUGAUUAUGAAAUGAUCAAGAAACAACAAAUGGAGGCCUUCAAAACAGAAGAGUUCAACGCUAAAGUGUUAAUUUCAAUGAUUCCAAUCAUUACAUUCAAACUCGAUCGUCUCUACGACUUUUCUUCCAUCUUUCCAGAAGAAAUCAAAUACGAACAAAAGAAUUGGAUAUAUUAUGAACUGUUCAAGAAGGAUUUCUCAGAAAUUGAAUCCAAGAAUGGUUUUACAGGGUAUCAAAUGCUUCACUUUUGUGCCAAAUUGAAGCCUUUGGAGGAAAUUGUUGAAUGUUCGACUGAUUUAUGUGGCAAGAAGAGUGAAUUGUUAAAUGUUCAUGUCAUUUCAAAAGGCUAUGAAGAAAAAUUCAUUUCAGAAUUGUAUGAAAAACUCUCAAAUUGUGCACAACAGUCCAUUCUUGUCGAUAAUUGGUUACCUGUGAAUGAAGAAGUCAAACAUAGCACCAGUGUUGUUGAUUUUUACUCAACCGCUCACGAGACAUGGCUCUUCGUAUCAGGAUUGGAAUUUUUCAAUGAACACUUAUUGGAGUUAUUUACUGAAAUGCUUGGAAAGGUCACUUUCGAAUAUGCCAACAAGGUGAAAAACUUGGCAGUCUCUGUAUUGACGAAAAACACCAAACAAGGUGUGAAUAAUGAGGCCUCUGAGAAGAGCUCAAACAAAUUACAACUCUUCAAGAAGAAGCAAACCACUAAUGAUAAUGACAAUACCUCCAUCGAUGUGGAUGAACCCUAUUCUGAAAUUACCAUCACCAAGGACUUUUUGAUCAUGUUGAAUGACAUUGAAGUCUCAAAACAAGAACUUGAGGAAAUUCUGCAAUCGGUUACAGAAAAACAACAAGCCAUGAAAGACUCGCAAGAAAUUGAAAAGAAAAUGGAGGAGCAGGAAAAGGAGGAGUCUCAAAAAGAUCAAGCAGUUUCGAAAGCAACACCAAGCGAUGAUGAAGUCACUGAUUUUGAAAAUGAUCAAUCCAUUGAGAAGUCAUUGUCUAAAUAUCACCAAAUCGGUGAGGCUCAAAUAAGUGCAUUGGAAAAGUCGAAAACUUCUUUGGAUAUUCUCAUUGAAUCACUUCUUGCCAUUAUUGCAUCCAACUUUAGAAUUCCAAUUCGAAAGGCACUUGGCAAAAUUAUGAGCAAUGCUCGAAAAGUAUUGGAUCAACAAAAAGGCGUCACGAGACCCUUGUCAAAACAGGCCACUCUUGACUUGCUACAAAAAGAUUCUGACAAGAUUUUGAGUGAGGAUAUUAUUGAUCCAAUUUUAACUCCUGCUUUUGAGUUAUUGUCUGUAAAUUGUUAUGCCCAAUUAUUCAAACUACUUAUUGAGAAGGUGUUGGAUAUUCUCAAUUUUGAAAUGCUUUACACAUUUGUUAUUCCAAUUGAAAACUAUGAUAUUGAAUUGGAUAAGGAUAAAUUCCUCACUGUGGAGCAAGUCUAUUUGAUGGAAUCUUGUCACGUUGCCAUUGGACUCUAUUUUUGCGGAAAUGAUGAUGAUCCCAAUACUGGAAUUGCUGAGGAGACUCUCGAAAAGAACUCUCGUUUGUUGAAGAGAAUAUUUUCUCUCUAUGAAUCUUCCUCUUCUAAAUUGAUCAACAUCUAUGAAAAGUAUGUGAAAUAUCCAAACUUGAAUUUCACAAAUACUUUGAAAAAGCAUCACAUUUUGUUACUCUUGAAAACAAAACGUGACCCUGAAGCCGUUAAUUUCUACAAGAAACAUCAAAGAGAGGCAGAAAAAGAACGCAUUAUUCAAGUAUUCAAUUUGAAGCCAAUUGAAGGAACCAACGAUGAAGAUGAAAGUAAUGAUCGCUAUGAAGAAAUUCUUGUCUCUCUGAAUGGCAUCUAUGAAAUGACACCCUAUGAUAUUCAUGUUACAGAGUUGAGAUUACUUUUAGAGGCCAAAUACUCUAGAAAAACUCGCGAAUUCCUUUUGAAAGAUAUUCGAAACGCAAAAUUGAAUAAGAGUCUGUUAUCAACAAAAGGAAUUCAAUUUACCAUUGCAAGUGAAAAUAAUGCCAUCACUCGAUACAUCACCUUUACAGAUGCAAAUGUAAGAACCAAGUUCAUUAAUGUCAUUUCUCAACAGUUGAAGAUUGUUGGAAAUGAGCAGCCACAAUUAGUGGAAGAAGUGAAAUCCCCAACCACUUCUUCAAGUGCAAGUGGAUCAAAGAAAGUCGAGUCCUCUAUCUUUGAUCAAGCCAGUGACGCUCUCAAAUCCAAAUUCAAAAUUAAGAACUCAAAUUGUAAACUUUUGAGAAGGAUUGUAUGUCAAUCCGCAUACAAAGAAGGACAAGUCAAAACUUACAUUUCAGGAGAGAUUUUGCUUUUCAAUCAUUGUUUUGGCUUUCACUGUUUUUCAGAUGGAGUGCAGGGUACUUUUAGUUUUAAAGCAAAUUUCAGUAUUGUGAAAAACAUUCAACUAUUGAAACGAAAAGACAACAGCGGUUCUGAGAAAAUCAAAAUUGAACUUGCAGGAGGAUACACUGUUUCAUUCUACAACAUUGAUGAUGCUCAAUUAGGUUUCAAAGAUAUCUCUGAGGCAUGGGAACAAUGGAAGACAGCCAGUUCUGUGGAUGCGGCUCAAUUAGAAAAGUAUAAGAAGAAUGAUGAUAAGAACUAUUUUUUACAUCGUUUCCAAUUGAAACAUCUUGCCGAGAGUGAUGAAGCACUCGAUCGUAAAAUACUCUCUGCCUCUUCCCUCACUGAAAUUGGUUCUCUCUAUAUUGGACAAUAUCAUGUGGCGUAUGAAUCGGCCAACUAUUUACCAUCCGUUGGGGAGAGUCACGAAUAUGAACGAAUCCUCACUCCAAUCGCUUUCAUUGAUAAACUCGACAAGUAUGUCCACUCCAAGUUGUUAGCUCUCACACUCACGAGUGGACAAGUCCAAUGCUUCCUCUUUAAGGAAGAAAAGUUAUUGGAUUUGGCUCAACAACGUAUUCAGAGUAUGAUGCAAUCCUUGAAACAUAAACAAAUGGGAAGUAGUAGUAGUGGAAGUGGUUACAGUAGUGGAUUCUUUAGCAAGAUUUCUUCCUCUUCGUCCAUCUCCACCUCUUCUCAAUCUAGUCUCAAUACAAUAAGUAUUGAGAAUUAUAACUUGUAUCUUUCUCCACUCAUGAAAGCCAUGAACAUCGAUCCAGAUAGUACCGAUCAACGUGUGCUCAAUAAUGCCAUUCUCACGCAGAAGGUACAAGAGGCUUUGUUGCAGCAGUCAACCAACAACAACAUUCUGGGAAAUACAAAACCCACGAGUACGACUACAAAUACUGGAAUAUUUGGCAUGUUUUCUUCGAUUGGAAAGAAUAUCUUUGGAAGUAAGAAGAAUUCUUAUUACAAAUUGCGAAAUGUGGAUAUUAUGGAACAUGUGCCAAAUCAAAUUGCUCUUGACAAGGAAUUUGUGUUGCAGGCAAUCAAACUCAAUAACCUCUCCAUUUUAGUACAAUAUGGAUAUGGUCCUUGUGCAUUUCUAUCUGACAAGGAACUCAUGUUGGAGACAGUGAAGAAUGGUUAUUACGCACGCGAAGAGUUACGAAAAGAUUCUGAACUUGUGAAUCUCUCAAAAGCAAUGGUUAUGUUUUGGAGUACAGUGAUGAAUUAUAUCCAGCAAGAAUGCAAAUUUGUCAUGGUGCAAAUAUUUCUCUAA
Molecule: messenger RNA, 5436 nt
Organism: Naegleria fowleri
Lineage: Eukaryota; Heterolobosea; Eutetramitea; Acrasida; Naegleriidae
Exons: 4
Coding region: 1-5436 (1811 amino acids)
Source: RefSeq, a predicted model, not a curated record